AUGGUGAUUUUUCAUGUCAAAUGUCGACACGACCAAAGCGAAUUUUUGUUUAACGCAUCGGUCUCGACUAGUCACGACGUGUUGAUUCGCUCCUUGUGCCGUAUACAAAACUUACAAUUGUAUUUAUUAACGCUGUCGAAUGCGAUUGAAAAGAUAGGACGUGACGGUGUGACCAAACUGCUACAAGAACAGAGGAGGAAUCACGCGUACGAGGAAGGAAGAGCCGAUACAAAAGAGCAUGACAAGGUCAAUCAAGUAGACGUAAUGGUGUGGCCUAAGUGCGAGGAAAUGAGUCUGCAGCUUGAAAAUAUUUUGAUGCGAGUGGCUGCUGAUGCUAAAAUGGCAGUGGAUAGCAAGACACAAGUGGCUCGACGGAUCUGCAUUACAGAGAUUGAGUUGAUGGAAAAGCUACAGACUAUUCGUAAAGCUGUGGCCAUGGUAUUCCCUAUGGGUCUACCAACCCAUGACCCAGUGAAGGUUAUGCUGGAUGCAAAAAGUGUAGAAGAAGCGCUGGCAGACUUUUCCGUUGUGUUUCACGUCAUGCCAGAAGACACGGCGGAGCUGUGGUGGGCGGGAAAACCAAUCUUACGUAACCAGUACGUACGUGACAUAGCAGGUGAGAACGAAAAGUCGACGCUAGUGGUCCAAUUACAGAAGAAAGGAGACAGUGCGCCAAGUCGGGAACUCGGCGUGAGUGAGGACGAGCAUAAAGCAAGGAUGGUAUUGUGCGAUAAGAAACAACAGGAACGGCAGCAGGCUACCGACGAUACUGCAGAGGAUUAUAUAAUGUCAUCUUGGGUGGACUCCAAGGCGCUCAAGAACUCGAUCCAUGGCACUGAUACUAUUCGACCAUUUUAA
Peronospora belbahrii is the source of this 858-nucleotide messenger RNA. The record is from the annotation of a GenBank genome assembly. Lineage: Eukaryota; Oomycota; Peronosporomycetes; Peronosporales; Peronosporaceae.